This is a messenger RNA of Amoebophrya sp. A25, 234 nucleotides long. The record is from the annotation of a GenBank genome assembly. NCBI's taxonomy places the organism in Eukaryota, Dinophyceae, Syndiniales, Amoebophryaceae.
GGCCCAACAUGUUGGCGUGGUAGGUCGGUUGAGAUUGCCAUCGCGCCUCAUAGUUUCCCGCCUUCAGAUUCUUCACGAGCUCGCCUCUCGACACGGGGCAGAGAGCACAUUGGGCGACUUCAAGAGCAGCGACGGGCCGUGGGCUUCCAUUGCUACCACGUCUUCGCUCGCGGGAAUAGAUAAUUUCAGUACAGUAGGCGAGGUGAGCCGGGUGAGAGUAGCCAACAGUGGGGA